AUGACGCGCAAGUUCUUCGUCGGUGGAAACUGGAAGAUGAAUGGAGACAAGAAGUCAAUUGACGGGAUCUGUAUGUUCCUCAACCAAAGUGCAGGAGUUUCCGAUGUCGAUGUUAUCGUCGCCCCUCCAGCACCCUAUCUUACAUAUGUGAAAGAUCAAAUAAAGAACUCUGUCAAAGUUUCUGCGCAGAAUUGUUACAAGGUAGCUAAGGGUGCUUUUACCGGUGAAAUCUCGCCGGAAAUGCUCAAAGACUUGGGUAUUGAAUGGGUGAUUCUCGGUCACUCCGAGAGACGCCACAUCUUUGGCGAAUCUGAUGAGCUCAUCGCCGAGAAGACUGUGCAUGCUCUCGAGACUAAAGUCAAUGUUAUCUUUUGCGUAGGAGAAAAGCUCGAGGAGAGGGAAGCAGGAAAGACGAAAGAGGUAAACUUCCGCCAAAUGCAAGCUUUAGUGGACAAGAAGGUUGACUGGACAAACAUCGUUAUUGCCUAUGAGCCUGUGUGGGCUAUUGGUACUGGCAAGACCGCAACUCCUGAACAGGCACAAGAGGUUCAUCUUUGGAUUCGUGAAUUUUUGAAAGACAAGGUCUCUGCUGAUGUCGCACAAAACACUCGUAUCAUUUAUGGAGGAUCAGUAACCGCGGGCAACUGCGUAGAAUUAGGAAAGAAGCCUGACAUUGAUGGAUUCCUCGUAGGAGGUGCAUCUCUGAAACCCGAUUUCAUCAAGAUCGUCAAUGCUCGCAAGUGA
This is a messenger RNA of Strongylus vulgaris, 744 nucleotides long. The record is from the annotation of a GenBank genome assembly. NCBI's taxonomy places the organism in Eukaryota, Metazoa, Nematoda, Chromadorea, Rhabditida, Strongylidae.